Diaporthe amygdali is the source of this 609-nucleotide messenger RNA. RefSeq lists its product as uncharacterized. The transcript has 2 exons. The record is from RefSeq and is a predicted model, not a curated record. The coding region runs from base 1 to 609 and encodes 202 amino acids. NCBI's taxonomy places the organism in Eukaryota, Fungi, Ascomycota, Sordariomycetes, Diaporthales, Diaporthaceae.
AUGAGAAUCACGACUAUUUCUUCUCGCGAUGGGUACUCAGUGCUCGAAUGCUGGCAGCUUCACUCUACCCCUGUCGAAUACAUGGCCGCAUUGAAUUAUGCCAUCGGGGGCCGCACCACAAAUGUGAAAUGGUCCACCCUCAGGCCCAGAACAUACGUCGGUCAAGCAUGGGCACCACAUGUUCAGUUGACCAUUGUACUAAAUGGGAUGAUACGCGUUUCUGCACCAUAUACGCCACCUUCUUCGCCGGCUGCCAACGCCACUACUACGUGCAGCUGCUCAAACCAAGCGAGUCCUGCAAUGGCGCAACAGACUGCCUAUGUCUUGUCUGAGAGACUUCUCUAUCCGGGGUCCGUCUCAGUUGCGACUGCCGAAAGCCCAGUCGCAGCUCGCCAACCACCGGAGGAGGAGAUCGCAUACAUCAUGCCAGGCACUUUGACUUCUAGCAUCAUUUUGGUUACAGAUCUUCGGCAUGUGAGCAAUCUUGCCGGCCACGGCGCUGAGUUCCCUUCGAACGAGCCCACUGUACUGGUGCAGAUUCCUUUUGAAAAUGAUGAGAUUCCUGCGCACACAGUUCUUGGAACGGGAAGCUGUAGCAACGCUUUAUGA